Messenger RNA from Centropristis striata (black sea bass), 4520 nucleotides. RefSeq names its product centrosomal protein 85 (gene cep85). Gene Ontology annotation, cellular component: centrosome. Lineage: Eukaryota; Metazoa; Chordata; Actinopteri; Perciformes; Serranidae. The record is from RefSeq and is a predicted model, not a curated record. The coding region runs from base 366 to 2756 and encodes 796 amino acids. The transcript has 14 exons.
UUGGUCAUAUGACAGAGUGAACCUAGUCACUUCUUUUGUUGCAUUAGCAGCAAUAUUUCAAAUAGACUGGUGUGGAAACUGCUCCCAUAGUCUUUGGGCUGUUGCUGUAGUUUGCAACUGUAACUUCUGUGAACGCAUAUACAUUGCAUGCAGAAAAUCGAAAAAAAACGGUUUCAUCAACGGGCGGCGCUGUAACACUAAACAAGCGGCCAUUGUGUGUUUGAUGGCUCGUCUCUGCUCAGUCUCAGAGCAGCAGCAGCAGCAGCGGAUGGUUCAGAUUCGGCUCCGGUUUCCAGCCUCGGACCGAGAUUUGUUACCGCAUACUGUGUUUAUGUGAAACAAAAGGUGACAUCUUUUUGCAUGGAAUGACAACUUCACACAGAUAUAUUGAAUCCAAACCAGCGGCUCGGUUUGCUGACAUGGAGUGGCAGACACCAGCUGUGUCAGAAAAGUUCCAAAGCCGAUUUGGCCGCCGGCCUGGAACAUCGGACAGCGGGGACACUGGUCUUGGCACCUCAGCAUCUGACAGCACAGAAGAUUUCUGCAGUUCCAGCAGCAGCCCUCCUUUCCAGCCCAUUCGCAGUCAGAUACCCAUACCCACUGCACAUGUCAUGCCAUCCACGGCCGGAGCCCCGGCCUCGAAGCCCCAGUCAUAUGUCCAGGAGGACUCCCUGUCCUCCGAGGGUCACAGGUCUUCCUCUGGCUCCAGAACCCCAAGUGGCUCCACAUCGAAGUCUUCCUCCCUCUCCAAAUCAGCGUCUUCGCCCAAUCUCGAUGCUCAGCCCGGCGUGGGUGGCGAUCACGUGGGGCCGAAGCCAGACUGCCUGAGCCGCUACCGCAGCCUGGUCAAUGGGCUGGACCACUCGCUUUUCCCCUCAGACCACACGCGGAUGGAUGAGGGCCAGAGGUUUGACACUCCUGCUGUGGAGCCUACGCUAAAUCAGUCAGCCCUGUUGGGGGGGUUAUGCCCUGAUGUCAGACUCCGAUUACAGGCGACCGGGAUUAGAGACACCCCAGACUGUGUGUCUGAGGCCUACAGAGGAGGCAUGGAGCACAGCUAUAAAGUUUUGCCUGAAGCAAGGCCCGGGGUUCCCGGCGCAGCAGAAACCUCUAAUCAGAGGGGCAGUCAGCCCGGUGUGGCCGGAUCCGCUGGAGUUUAUGCGAACCCUCUCAGCCUGCAGACACAGGCUCUUCUGAGGGAGCAUGCAGGUUCCAAGGUUUAUGAGCCAUUGCGGCAGGACAGAUGUGGUGAACUGUCCAGCUGGCAGCAACAACAGCAACAUAAGCAGCAACUGGAGAGUUUGCGUCUGCAAGUAGAACAAAUGCAGCUUAUGAGUGCAGGAGUGGGUCAGUAUCCAUCUAUGUACUCGACGCCCGUCCAUUCAGAGUCUGGCAAGUGGGACGCGCUGGUCAAAGCCAGCGAGAGUCUGCUGAAGGAGAAGGAACUUAUCAUUGAGAGACAAAAGCAGCACAUGACCCAGUUGGAGCAGCGUUUGAGAGAAAGCGAGCUGCAAGUCCAUGGAGCCCUUCUGGGUCGAGGAGCUUCCUAUGGCGACAUGUGUAUGCUGAGGCUACAGGAGGCUCAGAGGGAGAAUGCGUUCCUGAGGGCACAGUUUAGUGAGCGCACUGACUGCGUUGCCUUGGAGAAAGCGGAGGCAGAGCGCAGACUGGGGGCAGUUGAGUUAGAGACGCGCCGACUAACUGACAGCCUGAAGGAGACCUGCGAGAGACACUCGGAGGAGAUGAAGAAACAGGAAGAGAGGAUCCGCAGUCGGGACAAGCACAUCAACAACCUGAAGAAGAAGUGUCAGAAGGAGGCAGAGUUGAAGAGAGAGAACCAGCAGCGCAUUGAGACUCUGGAGCGCUAUCUAGCUGACCUGCCCACCUUGGAGGACUACCAGAGCCAGAACAAGCAGCUUGUGGAAGCUGAACAACAGGCGGCUCAGCUACAAGACAAAGUACGAGAACUGGAGGUCUGUCUGGAGACGACACGCUCACAACUACGGGAAAAAGACACGCAGCUGGAAGAGCAAAGUCGCAGGGAGAGAGACCUUCUCACCACCAUUACUGAUAUGCAGCAGCGGGUGCAGCAGGGCCUCGAGGAUGGAGCCAGGCUGCCGUCCCUGGAUGUGGAGAAGCUCAGAGGAGAGAACAACGCUUUACGAGAGGAGCAGCAGAGACUCAAAAAGGUCAUUGAGAAGCAGCACAGAAUGAUGGAACAGCUUGGCUCCCAGAUUCAGGCUUUGGAGGAGCAGAUAUCUCAGGAAGAGAGCAGCUCUCAGGCUCUCAGAGAAGAUGUGUUGGCCAAAGAGCAGAAUGUGUUAGAGCUCCACACAGCCAUGAAGGAGCUGUCGGCCCAGAACCAGGAACUGAUGGAGCAGAAUCUGACCCUGAAGGAGCAAAUGAGUGAUCCGGAUCAGAGAAGCACCAACCAGGCCUCCUCCGCCCUGCAGCCAGCUGGGGCUCGUCUCACUCAGAGGCUUCAUCUAGAGAUCGCCUCCUGCCUCAGCGACCUGCGCUCCCUGUGCAGCAUUCUGACCCAGAGAGCUCAGGGACAAGACCCCAACCUCUCCCUGCUGCUGGGGCUCACAUCGCCCCAACCAGUGGCACAGCAGGACGAGGACUGGAUGAGUCCAGAGGUGCUGCAGAAGAAGCUGGUUGAAGCUCAACAGCUCCGCCGGGACGUCGAGGAGCUACGCAAUGUUAUACUGGACCGGUACGCACAGGACAUGGGAGAAAACUGCAUCACCCAGUAACCUUCACAACCUGACGAUGGAGGAAACUUGCGAAAGCCCCAUUUCACCUCUGAAGCAUCUAAAUCGAGCUUCAGGACUAGUUACUGAAUGUCAGAAAGAGGACUGGAUUUUAAUUUUCUUAAAAUGAGGACAGAGGAAAGCCCAAAUGGUUUAGCUUCUGCUUCUCUGGACUGACUGUAAGUCGAUUCUCAAGCCUGCCUGUAGCUCAAAACCCUCCCUUCCCCCCCGGUGAGUUCAUCUAUUUCAGUCCAAGGGCUAACGGAAAAAAACUUACCUCUAAUACUUGAUCCUUAAGCAUUGUGCGUGUGUUUUUGUUUUUUUUAUUAAUGAUGACAUGAAAACUGUCAAUUUACCAAACAGUCUUAUACUUUUUGUUCCACUUUAGUGGAUAACUAUUUGUGUAGAAGUCCCACAAAUAUAAUUUAUUUAAAUCUUAAUUUCCCUCUCGAGGGGAAUUCUCCAAGAUGUGGUUGACAAUCAACUGAAACUAUUUUAACCUUGUAACUGAAUUCACAAGCAAAUGUUACUAACAUGCCAUUAUUUAAAAUGGUGAACACUGUAACAUGAGACUCUGCUGUGAGGUAUAGGACUUGAUACUGAAGGGUUUUAAUACCAAAUCAGCUUCUCACACCAACAGGCCUACAACAAGUUUUAUUACCAAAGAAACUCUGGUGGAAGCAGUCUGUGAAUGUUUGUGAACGCUUCUCUUGGCUGCAGGCCUCGUUCUGAAUGAACACCGACAUGUGCCUUUCUGUCACGUUUGCAACCACAAUGCUAAUUCAUUUUUAGACCAACCACAAAGGGCUGUUUGCAGCUGACUCUUCCAAUAUGACCUUUCUCUCAGCGUAUCAACCAGUGGGAUAGUCAAUACAUUCCCUGACUCUGAAUGUAGAGGAUAACUUUGGGGUCGCCUCAGCUCGUGGAGGCCCCCGACACUGUUUUUUGUUUCCUGGUAGAUAAAUGAAGUGAAACGCUUCAGUCUGGGUGAUCUUUGUAGAAUCUGCUUUAUGUAGAUGAGUAACGUCAGUUUACUGUACAUUUCAGGUUGAUAAUGACUGACUCGCAUUUGACAGAGUGGUUAACUGAUAAAAUGUAUGACUGAGAAACAGUAUUAAUCUUCAGUAUUAUUUAUUGUUUGCAUUGACAACUCAGUGUGAAAGCCUCCUAAUGUGUUGCUGUAAUAAUGUGCUGAUGUGUUUGAGCAAACUUGUGUAAAGGUCCCAUGAAGUGGCUUUAAGAUUGUAAUUUUCUCCGAUGGUUUGACGUGUGUCAUGUUACAUAAUUGUUGGGGCUGAUGGGACAUGAUGAGGGUCCUUCACCUUCUUCAUGUGAAAGAGGAAGCAUGUUUUAAUCCCAUGUGAUGAUGAUGAUGGGAGGGGCUGGCUGGAUCACCCCGAAAUCACCAAUCACAUGUACUGGAGGAUGGAUUUUAUAUUUGCCCCGAGUGCAGGAUAAGCCAUUUUUUAAAUAGAAACUUGACACUUUACAGGAAGAGAAAGGGAUUUUAAUAAAAAUAUAUGCAACAAUGACUUUUUUUUGUCAAAAAAUAUACAGAACAACACACCCAGGUGCACACAAGCCAUUUUUUCAUUUCAUGGGACCUUUUUAAAAACUUGAGUAGCACAAGAUUUACCUUUGGAACAUCAGGCUCCGCAUGCCUUAACAUCUCAAAUGUUUUUGCAAAAGGGAAAAAGAUGUUUAUAUUUUCAUACUUUUGUCCUUGUUUGUAUUUGCAUAUUUUAGAAUUAAAGAUUUUCAACAUUC